Messenger RNA from Cadophora gregata, 345 nucleotides. RefSeq lists its product as uncharacterized. The record is from RefSeq and is a predicted model, not a curated record. NCBI's taxonomy places the organism in Eukaryota, Fungi, Ascomycota, Leotiomycetes, Helotiales, Ploettnerulaceae. Bases 1 to 345 code for a protein of 114 amino acids. The transcript has 4 exons.
AUGUCUUCCCAGAUUGAUAUAGUGGCUAUCAUUACCCCCGAAGCCGGGGAAGGCGGAUCGGGUAUGUUUCCAUCACCCACCAACUUUCUUAUUGUUGAAUUGCUUUCAGAAGUCUCGCAAUAUGUCAAGGCGAAAGAACCUGGGACGCUGAAAUAUCAGAUUACGAGGGCGAAGGAUGAGGUUAUUAUGAUUGAGAGCUACAAAGAUAAAGCAGCACUAGGUGCUCAUAGCUCGUCAGAGACAUUUCAGGCGUUCCAGAAGAAGUUGCAGGGUGAAGAUUUGGUUGGUGCACCGAUGCAGCUGAAAUUUCUGAAAGACGCUGGAGGCUUUUCUUCUCGCUUGUAG